This is a messenger RNA of Acomys russatus (golden spiny mouse), 738 nucleotides long. RefSeq names its product CD7 molecule (gene Cd7). The transcript is spliced from 4 exons. Gene Ontology annotation, molecular function: signaling receptor activity. Gene Ontology annotation, cellular component: membrane. The record is from RefSeq and is a predicted model, not a curated record. Gene Ontology annotation, biological process: adaptive immune response. The coding region runs from base 106 to 738 and encodes 210 amino acids. NCBI's taxonomy places the organism in Eukaryota, Metazoa, Chordata, Mammalia, Rodentia, Muridae.
CCUGUUUCUUCCUCUCGUGGGCUUUGAGGUGCAUCUGUUAAGAGUGCUCAGGAGCCCGCUAUAGCCAGCGGCUGAUUUGGCUCUGAUCGGCUGGAUUUGGGCAUCAUGACUCAGCAGGCGCUGCUGGCCUUGCUGCUCACACUGGCCAGAGUCCUGCCUGGCCCCCUGGAUGCCCAAGAGGUGCAACCGUCUCCCCCAGUUGUGGUCGCCUCUGAGGGGGAGUCCAUCAACAUCACCUGCUCUACAAGCCUGGACUUGGAAGGGAUCUACCUGAAACAGACCUGGCCACGGGCUUUUGAUGUGAUUUACUUUGAAGACGGGGAGGAGCCCACAGUGGAUAAGCACUUCUGGGGCCGAAUUGCCUUCUCCGGCUCGCAGAGGAACCUGACCAUCACCAUGCGCCUCCUCCAGCUGGAUGACGCUGGGGUCUACACCUGCUGGGCCGUUACCAGAGUCCCAGUCUGCAGCUCAUUCACCACCGUCGUGGUGAAAGAAAAACUGAUCCAAGAAGCAUACAGAUCAUCCCAGGGACCUAGGCUGACAUCAGUUUCCCUCCCAGUGGCCCUUGCUGCCGGCUUCUUCCUCGCUGGGCUGGUCCUCGGGGCCGUGUGCGUGCUAAGGAAGUCACAGAUCAAGAAACUGUGUGCCUCACGGGAUAAGGACUCACGGUGCGUGGUGUACGAGGACAUGUCCUGUAACUACCGCAAGGCCACAUGCACCUCCAACACGUACCAGUGA